CACACAGGCAGGAUAAAGAGCGUCUGUGACUGCUGGAGCUACAGGCAGUAUGCACAAGGUGUCUGAAAGUCUAAGAGUGAGAGCAACAUAAUCUGCUGCAGCAUCUGUGACCUUGCUGCCUACAGGCUGCCUGCGUUCAUUUAUGUAGCUAAACUUCAAGAAGGCAGCCUCUCCCUUCAAUCCAUUCUUUGGUUUGGGUUUCAGAGCAGAAUCGCAUGCAUGACACUCCGAAAAGGAGAGAAAAUGACCAUAAGCAUCCAAGAGCAUAUGGCCAUUGAUGUCUGCCCAGGUCCCAUCAAGCCUAUCAAACAAAUCUCUGAUUAUUUCCCUCGGUUUCCCCGUGGUAUUCCAGCAGCUGUGACUCGUGCUAACUCCCUGAAAUCUAAUGUGAACCAACCUUCUGUAAGCCCUUGUGAAAGUUCCAAGGAGGAAGAAGAGGAUGUGGACAAAUUAUUUGGAGCCUAUGGAACUGCUUCCACUGCACCUUCCAAACAUGAAGAGGAAGGGGACCUGGAUGGAUAUGAGUCUGAUGACUGCACUGCUCUUGGGACACUGGAUUUUAGCUUGCUGUAUGAUCAAGAAAACAAUGCCCUGCACUGCACUAUCAAUAAAGCCAAGGGUCUGAAGCAAAUGGACCACAAUGGGCUGGCUGAUCCAUAUGUGAAACUACAUUUACUUCCUGGUGCUAGUAAGGCAAACAAAUUACGAACAAAAACCUUGCGGAACACUCUGAACCCUACAUGGAAUGAAACUUUAACAUACUAUGGCAUAACAGAUGAAGACAUGAUUCGAAAAACAUUAAGAAUUUCUGUAUGUGAUGAGGAUAAAUUCCGUCACAAUGAAUUCAUCGGGGAGACAAGAAUUCCUCUGAAAAAGCUGAAGCCAAAUCAAACCAAAAACUUUAGCAUCUGUCUAGAAAAGCAAUUGCCUAUAGAUAAAACAGAAGACAAAUCUUUGGAGGAACGUGGGCGAAUCCUUAUAUCGUUAAAGUACAGCUCCCAAAAGUCAGGUUUGCUGGUGGGCAUCAUAAGAUGCGCUCAUCUGGCAGCAAUGGAUGCCAAUGGGUAUUCCGAUCCCUAUGUAAAAACAUACUUAAAACCGGAUGAAGACAAGAAAUCAAAACACAAGACAGCUGUGAAAAAGAAAACAUUAAACCCAGAGUUCAAUGAGGAAUUCUGUUAUGAAAUAAAACAUAGUGAUCUUGCAAAAAAGACCUUAGAAGUCACUGUUUGGGACUAUGAUCUUGGGAAAUCUAAUGAUUUUAUAGGUGGAGUUGUUUUGGGAAUCAACGCAAAAGAAGAGCGACUUAAACACUGGUUUGACUGCCUGAAAAACAAAGACAAGAAAAUUGAACGCUGGCACACUUUAACGAAUGAGCUCCCAGGAUCUGUCAUGAGUGACUGACCCGAGUUUCCCCGCUCUGUGUUGUGAUAGCACAGCUAGAAAGACACACGCUAUGCCUUGGUCCUCGCCACAGUUUACAGUUUUUCUGAGAGGAUGAAAGAUGUCCAUUUACCUGAUGUUGUUCCAGCUGGGGCACUAAUGCAGAGAACCUUCAUCUUACAGGAUUCUAAUUUGUGUUUCUUUCGUAUAAAUGAAUGUUCUAUAUAUGGUGGUUUUUCAGCAAGAUGGCAAAAGCUAUUUCUGUUGCACAGCCAACUCUCUUUAACACAGUGCAGGGGCCGCAGGUCUGGAUCUAAUAACACAGAGUAACCAAUCAGGAGAAUGUAUUGUCCCCUUAUCUGGAGCAGUGAUGUUGGGAGUUGUGGCUCUGCAACAGCUCCAAUGGGAGUUUCUCCUGUGACUAUGUUAUUGUACACAGCUUGUGGGCUAAUUAUAUUAUAAUUUCAUCAUUAUUUGCAGGUAGUAGUAUCUGCAGAUGCCAUGAAAAGAGUUAUCCCAUUUGAAAUAUAAUCAACAGUUACUCAUUUCUUGCCGCUCAGCAUCCCAUUGCUAUUAAUUGCUAUUUAUUCGAUUCUGCUACAUGAGAGAAUACCAAACACAUUUCCUAGUUACUUUUAAGAAAUCAAGCUUUGUGGAUUGUUAAAGGGGGAGGUUCAGCUUUUAGUUAACUUAGUAUGUUAUAGCAUGGCUAAUUCUAAGUAACUUUUCAAUCGGCCUUCAUGUUUUCUUUUUUUAUAGUUUUUAAAUUCUUUGCCUUCUUCUUCUGACUUCUCCUACUCCAGUCGUUUAUUCAAAUGAAUGCAUGUUUGAAAGACUAAUGUGAAUCCUAGCAACCAGAUUGCUGCAAC
Messenger RNA from Xenopus laevis (African clawed frog), 2252 nucleotides. RefSeq names its product double C2-like domains, beta L homeolog (gene doc2b.L). The transcript has 9 exons. Gene Ontology annotation, biological process: regulation of calcium ion-dependent exocytosis; chemical synaptic transmission; exocytosis. The coding region runs from base 220 to 1404 and encodes 394 amino acids. Gene Ontology annotation, cellular component: membrane; presynapse; synapse. The record is from RefSeq and is a predicted model, not a curated record. NCBI's taxonomy places the organism in Eukaryota, Metazoa, Chordata, Amphibia, Anura, Pipidae.